This is a messenger RNA of Helianthus annuus (common sunflower), 537 nucleotides long. RefSeq names its product S-norcoclaurine synthase. The transcript is spliced from 2 exons. The record is from RefSeq and is a predicted model, not a curated record. Bases 2 to 463 code for a protein of 153 amino acids. Gene Ontology annotation, cellular component: cytoplasm; nucleus. Gene Ontology annotation, biological process: abscisic acid-activated signaling pathway; defense response. Gene Ontology annotation, molecular function: signaling receptor activity; abscisic acid binding; protein phosphatase inhibitor activity. NCBI's taxonomy places the organism in Eukaryota, Viridiplantae, Streptophyta, Magnoliopsida, Asterales, Asteraceae.
AAUGCAUGUAACUUUAUCGGAAGAGCUAGAACUAAAGGUACCAACAAGCAAAGCUUGGGCGCUCUUUAGCACCAAGAAGUACAAAAAUGCGUUGAUCGAAGAAAAAUUCUUUGAGGCGUCUGAGUUUGUUGAAGGUGAUGGUGGAACCGGUACGCUUGAAAAGGUCACAGUAAAGGGGUCAGAGUUCGCAUAUUACAAGUAUACGCUUGUUGAUAACAUGAACAAGGUUAAGGAAGUUAAACUAGUGGAAGGAGGAUUGCUUGAUCACGGAUUUAAUUAUUAUAAAUCAAAGGAGGAGAUCAAAGAGAACCCAAAUGAUGAAACGGGAUCAUCGUGUAUUUUUAAAUUAACGCGUGAUUAUGAAGUUAAGGACGAGUUUGCUACUAAUACUUCUAUAGUCACCAAUGUUUCUCUCGCGGUGAUUGGGAAUGUCAUGAACAAGCAUCUCUUUAAAUCUAAUUAAAGCAAGAAACAUAUAUAUGUUCUCAUGUGUUUUAUGAAUAAUGCAACUGAUAAAAAUAAAAGAUUUAUUUUAAA